GAGCAGGUACCCGCUCCUGCACCUGUUUCUUUUGCACCUGACGUGCAGCUGCUCCUACCCACCUCUCCUGGCUGAGCCUGGCCUGCGCGGCACCCUGGAGGCAUCCUCUCCUCCCCCAGCCUCACCCUCCCAGGGCAGCUCCUCCACUCAGCUCCUUCUCUAGGGAAGGUCUCGCCUCCAGUCCGGAGCAGUCAGAAUUACAGCAGAAAGUCUCCCCUCGACUCAGGGAGCGUCAUGACUGAAGUUGGUUGGUGGAAGUUGACCUUCCUCCGGAAAAAGAAAUCCAGUCCCAAGGUGCUGUACGAGAUCCCUGACACCUAUGCCCAAACGGAGGGAGGCACAGAGACUCCGAGGCCCGAUACUGGAGGCCCCAACAGCGACUUUAACACUCGUCUGGAGAAGAUUGUGGAUAAGAACACAAAGGGCAAGCACGUCAAAGUCUCCAAUUCGGGUCGUUUCAAGGAGAAGAAAAAAGUCCGGGCCAUGCUGGCGGAGAACCCCAGCCUCUUUGAUGACCAGGAGAACAAAGGACAGUGAGAGGGGCCCAGGAGGAUGCUAGCAUCUCCCUGCUCCUUGCCAUCAGCCGGAUCUGAGACAGGAGCUUGCCACGCUGGCCUCUGGUCAUAGCUGAAGCCUUAGGGACAGUUGUUGCCUGCUGGCAGGAAACGUCUGGGUUUUAAGUUUGUGUUUCUGUGCCCCAGCUUUGUGUAAGGCCUGGGAGACCCCAGGCUCCCCUCCUCCUCCCCUGACCACAUACAAUGGCACUCUUGAAUGAGGAGGAAAACUCCCACCCUGGAAGCACAGCCCUCCUUGGAGGUGAGCAAGGGGAGUAGAGAGGAGGAGUGGCAGACUCCACCUCCCCUGUGAACACAGGGUCAAGGGUGAGUUUGAAUUGCUGCUCCCUCUACUUUCUCUACUUGUAACUGUUCCCUGGACCAAUCCUAGGAAAGCACAUUUUCCAGAAGCCACAGCCACGUGACUGGGGGAGGGGAUGGUUUCCUUGGUGCCAGAGGCGGAGAUGUUGAACUUGAGCUCACCUCUUAACACAAGUGGUAAACUUCCUGGAACUUUGCCCCCAGGUGUGGAGUAGCCGAGGACCCAGUCACUCCCUGGGAGAGCUGCAGAAGGCCCGACCAGUGACUCCCCAGGUUUCUGUGUAGCCACUUGUGCAGAGACCCUCAAAGGGAAGCCUCACCAGCCAAGGAGCCAAACUGGUGGUGUGGGUGGGAAAGCUCUGGUAGGAACUAAAAGCAGCCAGUUUUCUCCUCUCCUCCUCCGAUAGUAUUUAAGAUAUGAAUCAUGGAGCUUUGAAUUUUGUUUAAAAAGUAAUUGAAGGUUUCUCUUUGUGAUAAACAAUUCUGUAAAAGCAGAGAGUCUAUUUAUGCUCUUAUCUUGCAUUUAUGGAGAUGUGUGUUUUUUAUGUGCUCAAACUGUUUCUUAGAGCUUCAGGAAGUGUCCUCAGGUGUGUGAGCAUACAGGAUCUUGUUGAUAAUUCCACCAUCCAACUAGGCUUAGUAUGGAGGGAGACAGGAAGGAGCUAGUUAUACACACUUCAAUGGUUGGUUCCUUCUGGGCAACAGAGAGGCCAUAAAAGUGGGCCAGAACUUUAGUGACUGAUCCUAAAGUCUCUGUGUGGUUUGGGAUCAGGAUUCAAAUGCUGGCUCCCCUCUACUUAGUAGUUGGGUGACCUUGGGAACAUUUUCUCAAAGACUACUCUGAGCUUCAGUUCCCUCUUCUGUGAAAGGGGUUGUAGUAGCACCUAUUCAUAGGGAGUGGUCUGUAUGAAAUGGCCCAUAAGGGGUCCCAUACUAGGUGCUCAGUUAAAUGUUGGUUUCCCUCUUUUUUUCUUUAUUACAG
Molecule: messenger RNA, 1857 nt
Organism: Ictidomys tridecemlineatus (thirteen-lined ground squirrel)
Lineage: Eukaryota; Metazoa; Chordata; Mammalia; Rodentia; Sciuridae
Gene: Prr15l
Product: proline rich 15 like
Source: RefSeq, a predicted model, not a curated record